This is a messenger RNA of Scedosporium apiospermum, 2433 nucleotides long. Its product is annotated as Magnesium transporter. Lineage: Eukaryota; Fungi; Ascomycota; Sordariomycetes; Microascales; Microascaceae. Gene Ontology annotation, biological process: intracellular magnesium ion homeostasis; magnesium ion transmembrane transport. Bases 1 to 2433 code for a protein of 810 amino acids. The transcript is spliced from 4 exons. Gene Ontology annotation, molecular function: magnesium ion transmembrane transporter activity. The record is from RefSeq and is a predicted model, not a curated record. Gene Ontology annotation, cellular component: plasma membrane.
AUGCCGACCAACAACCCCUUCGCUCCCCUCUCGUCAACAGGCUCACCUUCUAGACAAGCCCCCGAAGCUCCCAGCUCAGCAUCAUCCAUACGAGAACCGGCCUCUUCCUCGAAAGGAAACUCGAAGCCCAGGAAGUCCCAUCGUGGGGGGAAGAAGAAGCGCUCCAGGAGAAAGUCUUUUGCCCCACUCCCCGGGGAUUCACCACUGGAUGAUGAGCACGCGGGCGCCCUCGAUGCGGCGCGCGAUAGCUUGUAUGCUCUCAGAAGAAGCCUUAGCGAUUCAAGCAUUGAGGAGGCACAUUUGUUAAAUCAUAGCCGUCGGAGGUUGAGCGUGUCAGCCGAAACCGGCAACGAGAGAGAAGCAGAGCGCUGGGACGAGCGGACACCUCUCAUGUCAACCACCGACCGUCUUAGGCGGCAUGAAUCCGCCGUCGGCGCUCCUGCCUUCGACCGCGAACAGCAUAGACGACGCGAUUCCAAUGCGUCCUCGAAGUCGAGGACGAAACCCUCUGGCUUUAAUGUCAACUAUCCCCCCUCCGUCCCGGGUACACCCACACUCGGACCCGCCCCCGGCCUCGACAUGAGUUUUGGCGAUGCUAUGAUACGGGACGAGCUAGCUCGAGAGGCAGAGUCUCCUACUGGAUCGCUAAGUUUAGAAGAAGAACUGCCAGAGGACGAAGAGGGUGGCCAGCCGAUGUCGUUGUCUAGCAAGUCUCGGAGGAACACGGGUCUAAUGCCCCCCGAGGAUGACGUCUGCUUCCCGGCUGUUGUUGACUUGUCCGAGGUGGCUGAGGAAGAAGGCGAAGAGUACCAGUACUCCCCUCGAAGCGGCUCCCCGCCGCGAUUCCAGCCCCGUCGCCGCCGCCGCCGGAGUCCGUGGCCCGAUCUGUCAGUCCUUGAGUCAUGGAGCCAGUACGAGAAGGAGCAAGAAACGUCCCGCGUUAAGAAGAUCACUGAGCCGCAGCUUAUUAAUGGCAGGUUGCGCGCCGUGCAAAAGGGAUGGUAUCUUUCCGAGGAUGAGGCACCUUAUCGGUUCACCUACUUUAAUGAGGAGGUCCAGAGCACAAUACAUAGCCAGACUAUUUCUGGCUUGAUCCAGGCUGGCGGCAGCUUCCGCGAACUAUUUAUUCCGGAUCCUCGCGUGCUCUCGGACGACGAGUUAGACGAGGAAGACGGCGACUCGAUCGAAAUGGUGAACCCAUUCGCGUCAAGAGUUCGCCGCUCCAGCCACCCCGGAGACGGCGGUUCAGUGCCUCCAGUUUCCCGGAAGCUCUCUGCAUUGACGACUCAGGGGAAUAGCGAUGUCUUCGCGACCUCACUUGACCGCACCUCCUCUGUUGGGAAGAACUCGGCUGCCAGCGCACCUCCCCGGACGUCCCAAGGGUCGCCGCAAAGGCCGAGGCCUGGAACGCCAACUUCUAACUCGAAACGGGAGGCCAAAGAGGUAGGACCGGAACCGGAAACGAAGGCCAUCAGGUACGGCGAACGACCUAUCUGGUGGCUUGACGUGCUUAGCCCAACCGAGUCUGAGAUGAAGGUGAUAUCCCAAGCUUUCGGUAUCCACCCCCUCACAGCAGAGGAUAUCAUGAUGCAAGAAGCGCGGGAGAAGGUUGAGUUAUUCCGCAAUUACUACUUCGUCAACUACCGAACUUUCGAUCAGGACAUCCAUAGUAGCACGUACAUGGAGCCCGUCAACAUGUACACCGUCGUCUUCCGGGAGGGUAUCCUCAGCUUCCAUUUCUCGCCUACGCCCCACGCCGCCAACGUCCGUCGCAGGAUCCGGCAGCUCAAGGACUACUUGAUCGUUUCCUCGGAUUGGAUCUCGUACGCCAUCAUCGACGACAUUACCGACGUGUUUGGUCCCAUCAUCCAGAAUAUCGAAGAGGAAGUUGACGAUAUCGACGAAAGUAUCAUGAAUUCGUGGGGGAGCGCGACGAAGAAGGCGGAGAAGGAGGAGGAGAAGGCUGCCGGAAGUGAUGACGGCACUACUACGGUCGAGUUGAGUACGGUAGACGUUCUCCGUCGGGCGGGUGAUUGCAGGAAGCGGGUGAUGAGUCUGUAUCGUCUGCUGGGCAACAAGGCAGACGUCAUCAAAGGUUUCGCGAAGCGGUGCAAUGAGCAGUGGGAGGUAACUCCUCACUCGGAUAUCGGUCUCUACCUUGGCGAUAUUCAGGAUCAUAUCUUGACUAUGACCUCUAAUCUUAGUCACUACGAAAUGAUCCUCGCCCGAGCCCAUGGCAACUACCUCGCUCAAAUCAACUGCAAGAUGACGGAGCGUUCCGAACAAACGGCCGAUAGCCUCAACAAGCUCACCGUCCUCGGUACCAUUGUCCUCCCCAUGAACAUCAUCACCGGCCUCUGGGGCAUGAAUGUCUGGGUUCCAGGUCAAGAGUACGAAGGCGACCUUACCUGGAGGGUGUAUGGACUCAUUUGA